Molecule: messenger RNA, 882 nt
Organism: Eruca vesicaria subsp. sativa (arugula)
Lineage: Eukaryota; Viridiplantae; Streptophyta; Magnoliopsida; Brassicales; Brassicaceae
Source: the annotation of a GenBank genome assembly
AUGAGGAAGAAGCUCGACACUCGCUUCCCAGCUGCUCGUAUUAAAAAGAUUAUGCAAGCUGAUGAGGAUGUUGGGAAGAUAGCUUUGGCUGUGCCUGUCUUAGUUUCGAAAUCUUUGGAGCUGUUCUUGCAAGACCUUUGUGAUCGUACUUAUGAGAUUACACUUGAAAGAGGAGCCAAGACUGUUAGCUCAUUGCAUCUAAAACAUUGUGUGGAGAGGUAUAACGUGUUUGAUUUUCUGAGGGAAGUUGUGAGCAAGGUGCCUGACUAUGGUAAUGCGCAAGGGCAGGGGCAGGGGCAGGGUGAUGUUACCAUGGAUGAUCGCAGCAUCUCCAAGAGAAGGAAGCCGAUCAGUGACGAAGGAAAUGACAGUGACGAGGAAUAUAAGAAAAGCAAAACACAAGAGGUGGGGAAUGCUAAGCCCAGUGGCAGGGGUAGUAGGGGGAGAGGACGAGGAAGAGGUCGCGGUGGACGAGCUGCUAAAGCAGCGGAAAGAGAGAAUCUGAACCGCGAGAUGGAACUGGAGACCGCUAUGACAGAACAGCCACCUCCUCAAGACAGUACCCAGAUGCACGUGUCAGUGUCACCACCACGAGAAAAUGAGAAGAAAGAUGUCGAUGGAGGCACUGCAGCAUCAAACGAAGACAACAAGCAACAACUUCAAAGUCCAAAAGAAGGCAUGGACUUUGAUCUCAACGCUGAAUCUCUCGACCUAAACGAGACCAAACUGACGCCAGUCGCAGCGGCAGAUACAGCCACAGCUACGGCCUCAGAGGAAUAUCCAGGCUGGCCUAUGGAGUUGGGUAAAAUUGACCCAACACAGUUAGCAAACUUGGGUAAGAGAAUAGACGAGGACGAGGAAGAUUACGACGAAGAAGGCUAA